Molecule: messenger RNA, 1377 nt
Organism: Odontomachus brunneus
Lineage: Eukaryota; Metazoa; Arthropoda; Insecta; Hymenoptera; Formicidae
Product: probable RNA-binding protein 18
Exons: 5
Coding region: 389-1000 (203 amino acids)
Molecular function (GO): RNA binding
Source: RefSeq, a predicted model, not a curated record
GGUAGUACUGUUCAUCGAUGAGUCCGACGGACCUGCUGUGAUUUCGUCGUGCCAUAUUGCAAAAAAAUACAAAUCAAUAUUAAAUUAAACAUGUGAGAGUUAUAAAUUACUUGUAAAAUGCAAAAUCGCGUGAAAUGUGUAGCUUUUUCAUCUUUGCCACAUUCUAAAAGUAAUUAUCGGAUAUGACAGCGAAUAGUGUAUAUAUUCGAAUCUUCCUUUGAAUGUUGCAAACUCUGUAGCAAGCAAUUAAUGUAGCUUCUGUAAGGUUUCAUGAAUAAUUCGAAGCAAAUGAUGCUUUGUUAAUUAGAGUUACUGAUCGAUAUCGACAAAAAAGGUUUCUCAAUAUUAAUUUAACUAAUUCAAUAACAACAAACCUCGCCUCGUCAGAAUGGAGGCACCUGCUAAAAUUCCUCUUCCGUUAGAACCUAUAAAGUCAAACCAAGUCGAAGACAGGCGCUUAUGGGUGGGUAAUUUAGAUUUGAGAAUUAAUGAGUACCAACUCCUGAAACUUGUCCAAAAAUAUGGCACAAUCGAAAAGUUCGACCUACUGUUUCAUCGGUCGGGACCUCAAGCUGGUCAACCAAGAGGAUAUGCAUUUGUUACCUAUAAAACAAUACAAGAUGCCAAAACAGCAAAAGAGACUUUACAUAACUUGAAAGUUGGAGCUAAGAAUAUUAUUGUCAGAUGGGCACAUAGUGUUAGUGAGUCUGAAAUGGAUAAGCCAAAACCAAAAAUAGAUAUUCCUGCCUUAGCUGGUGCAAAAAAGGAAGACAAAAAGAUAAGUCGUGAAACAAAAAUUCAAGCAAUUCAAGCAAAACUCAAACUGAUGAAAGAGUCAGAAGAGGAGUUUGAGUUGAAUAAACCAUUGGAGGGCUCGCCAAUUAUGCAUCUCUAUCAGAGAGCUGAAAAUCAAAAACCGUCCACUUCUACACGUUAUCAUAGUCGUGGUAGUUAUUACCAUAAUAACAAACCAUAUAAUCGUCAUAAAUCAAGAAGAUAAUUACUAUCAUUUAUAUAUUCAUAUUUCUUUUAUUUAAUAAUCCAUUAUUACAUUUGUUUCUCUCGUGAUCAUGAUAUUUAUAUUCAUAUAAUAAUCUAUAUUUAAUAUGUAUAUUGUUCAUCAAAGGUUCUGUUUUGUCAUAUCAGAGGAUUUUGUAUAUUUGUAAAAAUAUUUUAUUCUUCAGAAAAUACGAAAUACGAUUCCUAAAUUGCGGAUAGAGCAAAUGCAAAUUGAUUCCUACGUAAAUGUAUGAAACAUACUAAAGCUACAAAUAUUUUAAGUCAUCAAUGAUAUAAUGCUCGAUAUAUGUAAAUUGAUGUGUGAGUGUAUUUUCAUAAUGUAUGGGUCUUUUUCUAUAAUGAACGCACAUGUGACAA